AUGUCUGCUAAUGGUGGUGCAGCCAAGAAAAUGCGGGGAGCUGUACUAUGUUCGAGCUUCGGGCUGCUUGUUGCAACAACGGGAACAUCGGUGGCAGUUGCAUUUACUACGAAGCAGUGCCCGGAAACGUUGUACCGGGCGUCGCUGAUCGUGGUGACCGCCACGACCGCGGUAUGCGCGGCGUCCCACGCGACCGCGCGUGUCAAAGCGCAGCCGAAGAUGUUGGUGCCGUUGGCGACGAUUCCGUGCGUGGGAAUGGUCGGGGCGGCGAUGUGGUACGUCAUGCAGCUAGCGUGGCACAGAACCGCAGUGCUCGACAGCACAGCAAUGGGCGUUGGAGGCCUCAUAGUCACGCACCUGGCUCUCUUGAUCGCCUCGGUCUUCUGCAGUGGCUUCGCAGCGGGUAUUGUGAUGCUGGCCGGCGCUCCCACGGAGGAAACGCCCGAGUGCGAAGGACACGCUCUCGGAAAGAGAAACGCAGCACCCUAUGGAAAUAACAGGCAACCUCUGGAUAGCACUGCUGCGGAAGUCAGCCAGAGAUCGAUGAGCACACUGAUACCCGAGGUGGACGACAUCUGGGAGUACUCGAGCAAAAACUGGAUGAAUGAUUACGACACAAAUUACCCGAUUUGCGAAAAGGGAGCCACUCCAGACAUUCCCAGGCCUGUGUUUCGUCCGGCGUGUGCAACUCGCAGAUAUAGAAGCAUAUCAGGCUCCUCGAUUGUCCAAAAGAGUUCUGCGGGGCCGCACGGUACUGCAUGCUCCAAAAAGGGCAUUUUUGAUUUGCUGCAGAACAAGAUCUUGAAGAAGGUUUCGCCUGCCCAUAUGGAUGAUCUGCCAAGACAUGAAGAACAAUACCUUGAAGCACGCUACGUGACUCGUCUAUCUAAUGGUUGCGAUGUUUCAAGUAGUGCAUUAAAGGCGCCAGACUAUCUGGUAAGCCCUACAUUCCCUACUGCAUCAGCAGGCCGACUAAUCUUAAUGAACACGCAUGAUGACGAUAACCAAGAUAUUAGCGAUAAUAGCAUUAUGGCGAAUAGUUUACGAAAAGACCACAGACGUGCCAAUUAUUCUGCCAGCAUACUAAUACCUCCCCAGACUCUGUCAGAGUCAUCUUUGCAAGUGACAGUUGGACCAAAGGAGCGCCCCCAUUCCGCACUCACUCAAGGGAUAGACGUAACACACACAGAUAGAAGCGAAGAUGCGAAAACAUUAAUAGCGAGCAACACAAAUGGUUCUGGAAGUGCAGAUGGAGACAGGGACCGUGAUUUUUCAGGAAAUUCUGGAUGCCAACAGCAUUCGCCGACGAAUCUGCUACCACCCUUCGGCAGUCCAGGCGCUGCAUCAAACUCUGUUCUGGACCCCGUUGGCCCGAAGCUAGCCUCUCGGGGCUGUGCGCAUGGUAAUCUGGUCAUAAACCAUAUGCGGACGUUAAACAUGGAAAAUACCAGUACCCUGGAUAUCGCGGAAGAAGCAAUCCGGCACCAGGGUAGCGAUGACUCGCUUCUGCAGGGCCUCACUCGCGGUAAUACACCCCGAGAGGUAGCUGCCAUCUCAGCGCAGCACAAAUCUGCAGCAGCAUCCUCUACCAGCAGCGCUGGAAGGGCCUUCGCCCGCUCGGGACACGCCGACCUUCCUUUGCAUAUGUGGUCCCCGUCCCAACGAUCCGCACCCCUAAUAUCGCACGGUAGCCGCACGCAGUCAGUAUCCUCAUCGCCAAUUCGGGCACAUGCUCUCACACAGAAAUUGGGGCAUAGUCUCUCAAAAUCACUAUUAAACAUUAGAUGGGAUCAGAGGGAAUCUAUUGAGAGACUAGCCCCGCCGCGAGGCCAAUUGGCCGACCUGCGCUACGUUCACCAUCUCCAAGGCAAAUAUUCACCCUCACGUUCGACUAAUACCUGCAGCAGCGCAGAACGGAAACAUUUCCUGACAGUGAAAUCGGCUUUUAACUAG
This is a messenger RNA of Eremothecium gossypii ATCC 10895, 1953 nucleotides long. RefSeq names its product AEL180Cp. The transcript has a single exon. Bases 1 to 1953 code for a protein of 650 amino acids. NCBI's taxonomy places the organism in Eukaryota, Fungi, Ascomycota, Saccharomycetes, Saccharomycetales, Saccharomycetaceae. The record is from RefSeq and is marked provisional.